GCUCCCUCAGUCGCUCUAAGAUGGACGGUGGUGGAGCGUACGGUGGUGGUAAGGCUGGUGCCCCAUUCGACCCAAUUUCAUUCGUACAAAGGCCUCAGGUUAUUCUAAAAGCAGUAUGUCUGCUCUUCUCGAUAAUUGUCUUCGGUUGUAUAAGCAGCAAAGGAUAUAGGAAUGAUGAGAGUGGCAAAGAGUACUGCCUCUAUAACAGAGACGCAAAUGCAUGUAACUAUGGUGUUGGCAUUGGAGUCCUGGCAUUCCUCGCCUGCAUCGGAUUUCUCGUUGGUGAAUAUCUGUUUGAACAAAUGUCAUCGGUGAAAACACGGAAACAUUACGUUCUAGCUGAUCUUGGAUUCUCCGGUCUUUGGGCAUUUUUAUGUUUCAUUGGAUUUUGUUAUUUAACUAAUGCAUGGAACAAAUCAGUGGCACCAAUUGACGGAUAUGGUGUUAAUAAUGUUCAAGGAGCCAUUGCAUUCUUGUUUUUCUCCAUAUUUUCGUGGGCGGGGAGUGCUUGGUUUGCAUUCCAAAGAUUCAAGCAAGGUACAGACGCUGCGUUUGCCCCGAGUUACGAGGCAGAUCCAGUCGGUGGUGCUGGCUACACAAGUUAUCCAGACGCACCAGACAGCGCAUACCAGGAGCAGCCCUUCCCCCAGCAGCAGCAGCAGCAGCAGCAACGAGGUAUGACUGAUUUCCAGGCUCCAGCGUAUUGAGACCAUUGAUGUUAGUUUCAAAAAAAGCAAAAGAAAAAAAACAUCAAUUGAUUGAGAAUAAAAAGAAAAAAUUCAAUGUUUACGAUAAUUCAAACGUUAUUGCACCGCGGCAAAGCCACUUAACUUGAAAACAACAAGUAAAGUAAUCAAAUGAGAUUAAUAAUAAUAGGAAAAACAACAGAAAUUGAUUAUGCUGGGCGAGACCCUAACUCUCCAUAAUAAUUCCCUCGACUUUUCUUUCAUUAUUUAUUGAUGAUAGCUCUAUUUUCGAGCAUUGCCAUGUUAUUGCUAACGUUAUUGAAUAACAAUCCAUCUCAAUAGAAUUUCAUUCCUGCUUUUUGUAUGAUAUAAACAAAUUUCAAUGAAUAUAAGAACUUCAUUUUUCGGUGUACCUAUAUUUUAACAAAACCAUGAGAAUGAAUAAAUAAAAGAGAAUGUACACGUGAACUGUGAAUUGAAACGGGCCUCAAAUGACCGUACAAUAUCGUCGAUUUCGUUGAAUAAUUUACCUAGAAUUGUAAUGACAAGGAAUCACUGAUGUAUCAGUGAUUAUAUCAAUGUGACGAGGAGUCAAACAACAAAGCGUUGUAUAGUUCGUUGAGGUGCAAUUGCACCGAAUGCUUGAUUCAUUUGAAUUAUAAAAAUACUCACACAAUAAAGUUAAUAAGAACAAGAGGAAAAAUUUCAACAUCGUGACUGUGCAGUUAGUAGAUUUAAUAGUAGAUCAUUAUCAGAUUAUUUAUUGAUUAAGUAAAUGCUGAAAAAUGUCUAGCGGAAGGUUCUAAACUGUAAGAGAUCAGAGAAGAAAAAUCUAUAUUUAUUGCAUAUGAUACCGAUACGCUUCGGCGUAUCUCGAUGAUAUUUUGGGAGAAAGAACCAAUUGGGAGGAGGUGGUGAUUGCUUUUGAGAUAUCUUUCUGUCGAAUUUCUGUGCUUUAAUUACUUGUUUUUAUCUAGGGCCUUCCGAUCAGUUUCUCGCGGUGUCCGGAUUCUGUUCUCGAUCCACAGAAAAAGUAAUUCUUCCAAAUUUGAGGAUUAUUACUUCGAUAGUAAUUCUUUUGCUUGAAAAACUCGAUAGGGUUUUAUUCUAAAAUGGAGAAUAGUUAAUGUAUUGAGGUGAAAGAAAUGCGUUCUUUUUUCGGUUUAGGGUGAAAUUUGUUUAUUUGUUUAUUUACUUUUUCAUACCACAAGAUAUUGGAUAUACUACUCUUAAUUCGAGAAUUAUUUAUUUUUUCUAUGUAUAGAGUUUGUGUGCGAGUUAGUGCACUUGGCAAUGCAGUAGUAAGAUAGCUGACGAUAUUCACAUGAGGGAAUUUAUGUGUUUUAGAGGAAAACAGAAGAAAACGUAAAGCGUCUAGAGUAGUGGAUCAUUAAUUGCAGUCUUGGCAGCGAUAAGAGAUGAAUUUGCAUAAUUUUUUAAUUUACGCAUGAUGAAUGGUCGAGUGAUGUCUGACCACCCGCCAAAAACUUUUCAUUUCGUGUUGAUCAUUAGCCAUUAAUCAACUGCUGAACUAUCACUACCACUGAUUACUGAAUGACUGAUAAUUGUUUAAACGUCGAAUUUUGUGGUUUUGACUCUUUCAAAUAUGCUUGGGAGAAUUUAAACUGCAAAGGUUUGAGUUCAAUCCACUGAUACGUUGACAUUCGAUCGAACCACAUGUACCUGGUUUUUGAUUAUUUAAUUUUCACAAACUCCAAUUAUUAUUUAGAUUAUAAAAAAAUAAUCAUGAGUUGUGAAUUGGUAUAGUUGUGUAAUUGUUGCGAGUCUGGGACUGUUCCGUGUAUUGAUUGAGAUGAAUCUAAUUAGCAUUAAUUCGAUGUGUAUAAUCCCAGUGUGAGUGAAGUCUUGGCAAACAGCCUCAAAUUUCAGUGCGACUGUAUGAAUGUUAUUCAUGUGUAAUCCGAUAGUAUUAUUGAACUUGCGAGUUAUCCGUAGAUUGUGAAAACAAUGAAAACCCAAAAAAAUGAUAAAACCAAUUAAAGUAACGAAUGUAAUGAACAAAAUAAAUAUAUUAAACAAUAUAGCUGUAUUAUAAAACAAACGUGGAAAAAUGAGAGGUCAUGCGGUUAUCAGCACAUUGGGAUAAAUGCACGUACAGUGUUAACAUCCAUUGUGCUCUUCUAUUCAUUUUCUUCCUUGAAACAGAGAAAAAUAUGACAACUUGCUCUGAAUUUUAUUGUGAAAAAAACUGGUAUCUCGUUUUUGUUGUGUUUUGACCAAUAUGUUUCAUAAUAUAAAAUAAAUAGAGUUAUAAUUAAAAAACUA
This is a messenger RNA of Diachasma alloeum, 2972 nucleotides long. It is a transcript of the gene Syngr, whose product is annotated as synaptogyrin. Bases 21 to 707 code for a protein of 228 amino acids. Gene Ontology annotation, cellular component: neuromuscular junction; synaptic vesicle membrane. The record is from RefSeq and is a predicted model, not a curated record. The transcript is spliced from 4 exons. NCBI's taxonomy places the organism in Eukaryota, Metazoa, Arthropoda, Insecta, Hymenoptera, Braconidae.